Messenger RNA from Tigriopus californicus, 6529 nucleotides. RefSeq names its product myosin light chain kinase, smooth muscle-like. Gene Ontology annotation, molecular function: protein serine/threonine kinase activity; protein binding; ATP binding. The record is from RefSeq and is a predicted model, not a curated record. Gene Ontology annotation, cellular component: nucleus. The coding region runs from base 633 to 6140 and encodes 1835 amino acids. NCBI's taxonomy places the organism in Eukaryota, Metazoa, Arthropoda, Copepoda, Harpacticoida, Harpacticidae. The transcript has 3 exons. Gene Ontology annotation, biological process: intracellular signal transduction; protein phosphorylation; positive regulation of apoptotic process.
UUUGAAUACAAACUCCUAACUCAACUUUAUCUCGCUUGGAAGGUUCUCUAAUUUACGAUGCUCGCCGGCGGAAUUCUGACUCACUUUCAGGACUCAGGAAGGCUCUAUCGGACAAGCUGGCCUCUUUAGCUUGUAAAUUCAAAUUAAUGACCCAUGUCCGGCGAAUGUGCAGCCAUCGGCUGGCCGACUGAAAUCUUCAUCAAAAUGGAGAUAAAACUUUGUUUACGUUUUUGUUUCUCUCCUUUCAGGUUGUAUCACGGCGAGUCGAAUAACGGUUUUGGCUUCUUACGAUGCCAAUCUUGUUGCAUAGAUGUCGUCUUUUAUAAUGUCAUUGGAUUGUCGGCAUAACCCAAAGCCGUGCGGAAUUCAUCCUACACCCGGCCAAGACCAGGAGGCUCGAUGAUGUCCACAAGGCUUUGAGGCCAACGAAAGUGGUAAAAGUGUCAUUGUUGGUCAGAUUCGUUCUAUCUGGGAUGGACGCUGAGUACUACUACUACUACUGGGUACUUGGGUCUCGCUAGAUCGGCGUUACCCAGACUCACAUGGACUUGACUAGCAACUAGCACAAAGCAGCAGGAGCUCGGAGAAAAUCAAAUCUUGCCGGAGGGCCUUCUUUGCCCUACUGCAACAUCAUGAAGGAAUCAUCUCAGGCUGGUUUUGACCAACGCCAAAACUUCUCCCUCCAACCACAUCCCAGUGGGCAUCACCUCUCAAUGGCAUCGACUCGGAAAUCUCGAACCAAAUUGCAGAAGAUGAUAGUUCGACAGCGCCGAGCUCUCCAUGAGCCCGAAUACUCGGAUGGAGUGAGCAUCGAAAACGACCACGUUGAUGAUGGUGGUGGCCCUGAAAACCAUGUCGAGUAUGUAGGCUAUGAUAAUCGGCUGCAAUCGGAUGGCUGCCCUUCUCUAUACAAUCAGGGGCCCGCUUCGCUGCCAACCUUAGAAGAUCAAUCCAAGUCGAAUAAUAGCUCGAGUUUGCCUGAAUUGAGAUUCUUGCUGGAAGGGGAACGCGUCGAUUCCUUUCGAUUGAAGAAAGAACCCUCGUCGUCGAGGACGAAUCUUUACGUGAGCACGUUUCAACGUUUCCCUAGCGUAGGACAUCUCAUUCAAAUUUGCGAAUCUCGAGAUGAGGCCACGCUUGGCCUCAAAUUCCGCUCUCGCACGCUGCUGAACUUCGAUGACCCUAUCAAGACGAAAUCAAGGCAUAGCGUUCGCUCGAACUCGCCUGGAAUUCGGGCCCAAUUUACGCCCGGUGCCCUGUCAUCAUUACCAUCCUCCUCUUCCUCCUCCUCCUUUUCUUUUUCAUCUCCGUUCAAAGGACUUCGUAGUGCGUUUCAACCACCACCACCACCAUCACCAUCACAACCACCACCACCACCACCACCGUCAGCAGGUUCUCAACCCGAUUGCUCUUCGGUACCCUGGCAGCCAGAGGUCGGAACUCAUCAGGUCCUGCAUCCUCGAUGCUCUUUGAGCACUGAACAGGGUGACUCAGAGGAUAGGGCAAGAAAAAGAAGAGGCUCUUUUUGGCCGUCCCCUGUCCAUGCCCAGUUUAGGUCACACGCUCAUAUGUGCGCGCCUGAAGCGCCGACAUCGGACGAGCAAAAGACCCAUGAUGUUGAUCAUGAGGACGAGGAAGAGGAGAAGGACCUCGGAGAGCGGCGACGACAACCACGAAGACGACGACGACGACGAGGAGAGGGACUAACCCCACCACUUGGACGACGAUCAGAUGAACGGCGGCCAGGAAUAACCGAGUUUCAGAACACACCACCAUCACUUUUCAGUUGCAACGAGGCUUUGCUCAGUGAUGAGAGUGCUAUAGAAGAUUCUGACGAGCAUCUGAACAGUAGCGAGGAUGGCGAAUGGGGUGGUUUUAGUGAAUCUUCCUCCCAACUAGUGUAUAGAUCCUCCGUUAGAAUCAUGGUGAGGUCAGAGCGUUCCAGCGGCCAAACGGCCUCCAGUCACACUCGAUCUUGUUCUGCAGAGCGAGCAGUGCAUGAUAUGAGCGAGAAAGUGGCAAAUAAAGUGCGAAAAGAGUCUAUAGGUGUUCUUCAUAGGACCAUCGUCAAGGAGCAGUUCCGAUUACCUGGCGACCUUAUGGAGAAAAUGCCCUCAGCCACCAAUAGUCCUAUGCUCUUCCGCAAGAGUCCCUCUCGAGGCAAAAGCCCUUACGAGGAUCGGCCUUCAAUGUCGCCCUCCGAAGAAAUCAUGGUCUCUGACGAGAAAGGAGGCGAACCAGGAAAGAUGACCCACCAGAUGAGCGUGGCAUCCAUGGUUCAGAGAUUUGAACGCGACACCUCCGUGGAUCGAGCUCGAACCCGGGGUGCGAGUCACAGCAAUAGUCAAGAGGUUCUCAAACGAUGGCCUCCAUCGCCGAAAACCACACAAGAGAUUGUCGUGAUCCCACCCAACGACUUCCAAGAGGAGGACGAUGUCGUGGACGAGGCGAAAGCGCCCACUGCAGCUGUUGUGGCCAACGCCACACCUACCACCGUGGCCCCAAGUCCCGCCCGAAAAUCAAUCGCUACCAAGAUUAGCAACAAUGCUCCGAAUAGUUCUGUGAUAAAACCGAAGAAGAUGUCGUCGAGUGUGACCCCGUCGUCGUCGUCGUCGUCGUCAGUCAAAGCAUCUCCUAAAACAGGUGUCGCGUCCACCACGGCUUCUCCUCAACCAUCCUCCAACGCGACUAGCACCAUUAACACCUCGUCUUCUCCAGCCUCGGGUCUCGUAAAGCGACCCACGACCACAUCGAGGACUUCUUCAAAUCACUCUCAGACUAAAUCUGACAGCCAUCAUCAAUCAUCAUCACCAUCAUCCAGGCCUAGCUCCACCACAGGUCCUGCCCAAGUUUCAGUCCCAACUGCUCCGUCGCCGUCGUCGUCUUCGUUGUCGCCUCCUCCUCCUCCUUCUUCAUCACCAUCAUCGUUAUCCUCAGUCUCUGUUGUGGCCAGAGCCAAGUCUGCACUCAAAACCACCUCGGACGCAUUACCCGUGGCGGCCAAAAUCGAGGGGAAAAUAGGUGCGGGCACGGCUACCUCCAAGAGCAUCCGAUCCCACUCGUUGAAUAUUGAAAAGAACCCCUUGGGUAAGUCCGCUUCGCAAAAACCGACAACUUCAUCCAUCUCCGAGUCAUCUUGCGCAAGUGGCUGUGGAUCUGGCGGCACCAAAUUGAAAUCAUCGACAUCUUUCGCGUCAUCGUCAGGCAGCAAAAAGUCUACGUCUUCUGUGACAGUUAAGCCUCAUCCAAACAAGGUGAACAGGAACUCCACCAGUGGCAGUGGACCCAUACUUACUAACAUCAACAGUCACAGCAGCCCCGUUGGUCCCACUUUUAUGGCGACUGCAGGUGUCCCUGUGGUCACGACCCCUAGCCUAAACGAGAAACGAGUAACUUCCGACUCUGGGAACACAUCUGUUUCACAACAACAACAACAACAACAUCCGAAACUUCAACCACAACAACAACCGCCAUUGAGUGCGAAAAAUGCCCUCCCGUCGUCAAUCCCAACCAGUACAUCUAAGAAGAAGAAAUCUGCAUCGGGAGCUCCAUCAGCCACAACGUCCUCUGUCAAGACAACCGGACCCAUUGGUGGUAACAAUGGGCCAGGAGGACCAACGUCCUCGAGCUUGGAGAAAAAGAAAGUGAACAACUCACUUCAGAAACAGAGUUCAAAGCCUGAUCAAGUGAGUGGAAAUAGUGGGGAAAGAACAAAAAAGCCAGACCUAGUUAAGGGGGUUGUGGUGGGGGAAAAGGGCAAGCCCAUCACCAACACCACCGCCACUGCAACCAGCCACCCGACGAAGGCGUCCUCCCCAAAUAAGUCCAGCUCCAAAGCCCCGUCCCAAUUGAGGCUCGUCUUGGAGUUGGGUGGCGACCAAGAUGAGAAGUCGAAAUCCAUUGAUAACGUUAGUACCAUCGUGAAUGUGUCAUCUUGUUCAUCCUUGUCACCAUCGUCCUCGGUGACUGGAUCAAUUUCCGCUAGUGAAGAGACUUCCUUGGAAGUGGGAUCGGCAGCUAUCUCGGGCGCCAAGCCGUCGGCCCGUGUGGUUUCUGGCAUUCCCAAAAAUCGUGAACCAGUGGGGGGCCUUGCCGAACGAGACGACGACAUUGGGGGUGAGUCACCCAACGUGUCGGAAGACGAACACGACCAGGAUCGCGAAGAUGAGAGAAGAGAUCGACUUGAACGCAUGGACCAAUCUUUCAUCGUACCCAGCCAAGCUUCCGAGAGGGCUCUCUCCAGUCUGGGCAAGGUCAAUAAAAGGUCAGAGUCGGACGGCAUUGUUUUGGCCGAAAGGCCCAAGCCCGAUAAAACGGUUCGGCGAUGCGAGAGUAUUGACGAUGCCGGGGCCAGCGCCUCGGCCGCAACGGCUGCGGCAGCUUUAGAAGCCCCCAUAUUCCCACAGAACAUUAAAACUGUCUCGUCGGCCACCAUAGUCAAAGGACCCGAGGAUGCCACCGUGAGCCUGGGCCAAACUGCCCAUUUGAAUGCUCACUACUUCGGCAACCCUGAGCCUCGAGUCACUUGGUUAAAGAAUGGGUCACGAAUCUACGCUGACGAUGAUCGUAUCCUCAUUAAGACUUACUCGGGCGAAUCCACCUUGAUUGUACGUGACUUAAGAGCAGAUGAUUCUGGAAAAUACGAGGUUUUGAUUGAAAACGAGGUUGGAAACGAUGCUGCGGUAGCUUCUGUUGGCGUAGAAGGGCCUCCGGAGCCGCCAGCGGGCAGGCCAUUUCUCUCGGAUGUGGACUUUGCCAAUUCGAGUCUGACUCUGGCGUGGUACGGCUGCACAUUUGAUGGAGGCUCAAUCGUCACCGGUUACCUGGUCGAGAAGUCACAUUGGCUCAUUGGGCAACGUCCUGAAGCGCCCGAAUGGAUCAUGCUCACGUCCAAUUGCAACUCCACCUCAUUCCGAGUCAAGGGCCUCGACCAGGACAAGGAGUACAUCUUCAGGGUUCGAGCCCAAAACGUCUAUGGCCAGAGCUCACCUGGUCGAGCAUCAGAGCCAUUCAGCUUUAUUCAGCCUCCAUCAGGGGGUGAGAGACCCAGUCCAGGAUCUGGGACCAAUGCCUCAAACAAUGAAGAGACUGAAGACUUGGACAACGAUCCGUUUGACGCUCCUUUUCAGCAUAGAAUUGUGACCUUAGAGACCGGCUCGAUAUUCAAGACCAAGUAUGAAAUCUAUGAGGAGCUUGGUCGGGGUCGGUUUGGUGUGGUGUUCAAAGUGAAGGACAAGGAUACCAAUGAGUACUUCGCCGCCAAGUUUGUUCGUUGUAGAAAGCAAGAAGAGAAGCAGAAAGUGCGAGAUGAGAUCGACAUCAUGAAUGGUCUCGAGCAUCCUCGUCUGCUCCAAUUGGCUGCGGCCUAUGAAAACCCUAAGGAGAUCAUUAUGGCCAUGGAGUACAUCGGAGGAGGCGAACUCUUUGAAAAAGUCGUUGCAGACGAUUUCACCCUCACGGAGCGUGAUUGUAUGCUUUUUAUGAGGCAGAUUUGUGCUGCCAUUGGCUACAUGCAUGCCAAGGACAUUGUUCACUUAGACUUGAAGCCCGAGAAUAUUCUGUGCAAGUCUAAAAAGUCCCAUCAGAUCAAGAUUAUCGAUUUUGGACUCACGCGCAAGAUCAAGCCCGACGAAGACGUUCGCAUCCUCUUUGGCACACCAGAGUUCGUGAGUCCAGAAGUGAUUAAUUAUGAGCCUGUGACAGCCACCAGUGACAUGUGGAGUGUGGGCGUGGUUUGCUAUGUCCUCUUAUCAGGACUAUCACCUUUCAUGGGCGACUCGGACGUGGAAACCUUCACCAAUAUCACCAGCAUUGCUUAUGAUUUUGACGAUGAGGCCUUUGAUCCGAUUAGCGAUGACGCUAAAGACUUCAUCAGAAAGCUCCUGAUCAAGAACCAACGAAAGCGAAUGUCAGCUGAGGAUUGCCUCAACCACAAAUGGCUGGCCUUGGCCGAGCACACGUCCAAGCAAAACUUCAAAGAAAUCAAUACCGACAAACUGAAGUCAUUCUUGAUGCGGAGAAGAUGGCAGAAGGCCGCCCAUGCUAUCCGAGCUUUGGGCCGCUUUACGUCCUUGGGCUUCCGACAUGACUCCAAGGACUCGGCCAGUUCGAUUAUCAGCACACAGAGUGCUGCCUUUUAAUUGUUUGUUAGCGUAAUAAUCUGUAACAUGAUCAUACUAUGCCAAUCGGUGGUUCCACCUGCUAAAUGUAGACAACUUGGAUUCUCCAUUGGGCUUGUUGUACUACAGACCAACAGGGGCCAAGAAAGUGGCAUCUUAGUAGAAGGCAGUGUGCCCGUCGACAAUAUCCUGCUGACACUACUGCCUCUUCUAAUAAUGCUGUUGCUUCCAUUCCUUCUGCUAACGCGGCAAUCACGUGUUCUUCUUUUUCUAUCAUCAAUAUACUUACUACCAAUACUUUUACAACAAUUUCUAUCCCCCAAUCUUCUUCAGUUACAUACCUAUAAUUUAUAUAUGAGUUAUUUCUUUGUUAAACUUGAGAACAUAAUAUACCAUGCGUGUUUAUUACU